AAUGUGUAAGAAUCCGCAUCCUUUAUAUCCUUGUAACUGUGAUAAUCGUACAAGAGAAUAUACAAAGGAUUUUGGUAGGAUUAUCAAUAAAGAUAAACUUCCUAUUGUUGAUAUAGUUGCUAAGAAUUAUAUUAGAUAUAAUUUUCAAAUGGGUCAACUGAAGUGUAUUUUACCCUCAAAUAAUAUCAGUGUUAAAAACUGUAAUAAUAACAUUUAUGAUCCAGUUUCUAAUAGUUGCAUAUGUAAACCUGGUUACGGUGGAUCUACUUGUCAGCCAAUUGAAUGUCCACUUUACGUGGAAGGUCCACUUGUUGGCUCUUCGAUUGAAGCAGUUGAUGGAAUGGCAAUCUAUGGGGCAGUUCUUCAAUUGAAUUGUACAGUCGAAGGAUACCUUUUAAAUGAGAAAUAUUUAAGGCAUGAUAGAUAUUGUAUGAUGAAUGGUAAUUGGUCUACAGAUGAAAUAAUGACCUGUUCUUUUUGGUGUCCGGAGGACUUUUUUGCCUACAAUGAAAGUUGCUAUUGGUCUUCUCAAUCGUCGAAUAUCGUUGGAACCGAAGAAGAAGCCGAAUUCAUAUGCAAAAAGCUCGAUUCUUACCUAAGUGACUUACAAUCAAUCGAUUUGGCUUUGCACCUGAGAAAUAAGUAUGAUUUUGGUCCAACCUCUACACUAAUUGGAUUGAAAAAUUCAAGCGGAAGUCUUGAAUGGUCUAAUAGAGUUCCCUUUAGAAACGAAUCAAAUAUCUAUUGGGUUGACUCGUUUAACAAUAAUCUUCCAUCGGAUAAAUGUGUCCAUGCAUCUUUAUGCAAUGAUUCCAAUCCUUUAGAAUGGUAUGUAGCGGACUGUAAUAGUUUAGCCCCCUUCCUAUGUCAAGCUCAAAGAUGCCCUAGUUUAGGGAAUUUGCAGAAUGUUAACUUGUCUGACUUUAAACCUGAACAUAUGUUUGUUAACGGAAAGAAAACAGUUCAGUGUGACAUUAAGCACUCCAUCAAAAGAGAGACGAUAGAGCAAACUUUUGAGUGUUUGGAAGAAGGUGUUUGGAAGGCAGAACCUGAAAAUUGUACUCUUCACGAAUGUACAAAUUUUCCCUAUAUUCCCCAUGGCAAUAGAACCAUUACCUCCGGUAGUGUCUAUCUUGGUGAUACAGCUGAAUACGUUUGUAAGCCAGGUUAUCAUGGGUCGUACGAAGCAGAAAAAGUCUUCAAUGAAAAGUGCGAUCUACAGGGUUGGAAAUGGGACGGAUCUGCGGCAGAUUGCGAUGCAAACUUUUAUAACAGAACAUGCCAAGAAUACGCCGACAACGGAUUAAAUAUCAGCGGCUAUAUGAAAAUUGAUUUGGAUGGUCCAGACGGACCGUUACACCCCUUCCAAGUAUUCUGCAAUUUUACAAAUCAAAUUGCCAUAACAAUUGUACAGAUACUUCAUAACUCCAAGAAUGACACAAAUAUAACUUAUAACAUUGGCUUUCCAGAACUUAAUAACCUAAAAUCGUUAAGCUCCUAUUGUGAACAAGAAUUGAACGUUAAGCUUGAAUUUGGUUGGUUAGAUUUUUCAUCUGUAUAUUUGGAGGGUUUAAAUGCGAGCGAGGGCUAUUUCUUAGACGAUUUCGUUACCGAAAAUAUUUGUGACGUACCAGGGCCGCAUAAGUUUGAUUGUUCAUCGCAGAACUACAAAGAUAAUGUUGGACUUCUCUUAGGAAUUGAUCGAGUUCCAGUAACAGUUAGAAAACAAAACCAAUCGGUUGAAAUAGAAUUUAGAGAGUUGAGAUGUUUUAAAGAUAUAGAAGCGGAACCCAUUUGUGGACAAAAUUCGUGCGUGAACGGAGGAACUUGCGUACCUUUGAAUAGAAAUAAUGGUACAGACGAAUUCAGAUGCUACUGUGCUCCCUCGUAUACUGGCCCAACUUGUAGCGAAACUAUUUCUUGUCAGAAAGAUUUAGAAGAAGUUGUAAACGGAACUUGGAUCUAUUCAGUACCGGCUGAAGCAUCUCAACCUUACAAGAGUUGGGCACGGUUAAAUUGUACGGGUAGAACUUUUGUAGGUCCUACCUUCACUGGAGGUCUUUUUCUAAAAAAAUCAACCGCUCAUAUCCGAUGUACCAAAACCGGAAAUUGGAGCAAUAAUUAUAGAAAUUGCAACGCAACUUGCCCGGAAAAAUUUCAAAUGACCGAAAAUCCACAAAGAUGCCUUUAUAUAUCACAAUUUGAUAAUUUGCUCUUUGAUAAUUAUACUACUGCCGAAGAGUAUUGUAACAAACUCAACGCCGAAAUUAUCUCUAAGAAUAUAAGCGAUUUUUUAGGCUUGAAAAUGAUUGAUUACUUGAACAAUAAAGGAAAGAAUAAUAAUUCACAAAUUUUAACGAGUGCCUUCAAAAAAUCAUCCGAAGACUCUGAAUAUAUUUUCCAUCCGAAGGAAGAUUCUAUUAUCCUAUCAAAUGGUAAUCAAUCGGACUGUGUAGUUAUCGAAGAAAUGAACAGUCUUCUCUCUUACUUACCUCACAAAUGCUCAAAACCAGCUUUUGUUGCUUGCGAAUACUUCGAAUGCCCAACUCCACCAGCCCAAAAGAUGAAUUCAACACUAGUUUUUAGUAAUGGCGUUGGAUAUUUGAGCGUCAUUCAGUAUAAAUGUAACGACGAGUACGAAGGAUUCAAUAGGGAAGAAAAUAUCACUUUUACAUGUUCCUAUCAUAAGGGACAGAGAGACUGGUCUCCGCAGACCGUUACCGAUUGUCAACUUAUUGAUUGUUUUACUCCUCCAUAUGUUGCCGGUUCUCAAUACGUUGAAACGACCAUUACCACAACUAUAAACUCAACAGUAACUUAUCAAUGCGAUCCCGAAUUUUCUAUGCAGGGUAGUCCAAAUGUUACUUGUCAAAAAAAUGGAAAUUGGACAACUCCGCCAUUUUGCAAAAGGGUAAAAUGCACAAAACCUCCACCAGUUGUAAAUUCAACCAUUAUUGUCAGCAAUAAUUUUACAAUUGAUUCGAACGUUUCUUAUACGUGUAAUCCUGGUCAUAUACACCUGAACGGAAGUUUAGAGAGGUUCUGCCUACAGAAUGGCUCUUGGUCUGAAGAAGCGCCGUUUUAUAUCGAUUGUGGAUCUCCUCCGACCAUUCAAAAUUCUCAACUAUUAACAAAUAUGCAAACUUACUAUCAGUCCGUCCUUAACUAUAGUUGCAACGAUCACUUCCGAUUUGUCAAUAACAGCCAUACAACUUGUUUAAUUAAUGCAAGCUGGUCGACUUUACCAUUUUGUAAAAGAGUUUCCUGUCCAGAACCGCCAGCGGUUCUGGAAUCAACUAGAUCCGUUAAUAGUGGUCCUUUCUUGAUUGGUAUGCAAGUAAAAUAUACAUGUAACGUUGGUAGAGUUAUAAGAAACGGAGAUGAUAAUCGAACUUGCCAAGAGAACGGUUCGUGGAGUGGAAAUACACCUAUUUGUCACCUUGUAGAUUGUGGUCAACCCCCCUCAACAUCACAAGCAACCAUCCAACACCCGAGUCAUAGCUUAGGUGCCAAGGCUAUUUACACUUGCGUAGAAUAUUAUUCUCCUGAUUCAAAUACGUCUACAUGCCUACCAAAUGACACCUGGAGUCAUCAUCCAACAUGUUAUAGGAGUCAUUGUGAACCUCUUCAAUCUGUCGCAUUGACGACAUCAAUAGUGGAAGGUAAUAAGAUUGGACAGCGAGUUUCUUACGAAUGUAUACGAGGCUACAAUUUAACUCAAGGUUCAGCUGUAAGAUUUUGUACAAAUUCUGGUUCCUGGAAUGGUACCGAACCUAUUUGCGUUGACAACAAAUGUGGAGCCCCCGGAAGUGGAGAAAAAUCCGUAGUUCACUGGGAUAACUUUAAUCUAUCAAAGAUAGUUAAUUGGGAAUGUUCAACUGGAUAUGUGCCAAAAAGUGGAAAUGAGACUAUGGAGUGUACCAUUGAUGGAAAAUGGUUGGGAACGCCUUUGAAAUGUACCAAGAGAAGUUGCGGUCCUCCCCCACAGAGUUUUAUUAACGGAACACGUUUUAGUGGAACUUAUUUAUAUCAAGAUAUCCUAUCGCAUACGUGCGAUCCUGGAUUUAUAAACGUCACAGGUUGGGUCAAUAUGAUGUGCUUAAGCAAUGGAAAAUGGAGUUUUGUUGACCAAUUAUGCCUUCCCGACUCCUGUAAUGAACCAGAGACAGUUGAAAAUUCAAUAAGAAAGGGAAGUUUCGUUAUAAAUGAAACUAUCGAAUAUACUUGCGACCUUGGAUUUUCAUUGAAAGAUAAUUACGGUAAACGACAAUGCCAAUUAGUAAAUGAUAAGCUGGUAUGGAGUGGAAGUGUACCAAUGUGCAAAAGAUCGUUUUGUGGUCCACCUGCAACGGUCCAUAUGGCAUCCUUCAACGAAACGUCGUUUUAUUAUAAAGAUAAGGUUGUUUACAUUUGCGACGAAGGGUAUAAGCUAAAAUCUGGCUCUGCUGUUAUUUGGUGUGAUCAUCAAGGACAAUGGAAAGGUGAACUACCUACUUGUACCAAAAAGACUUGUAGAGAUCCUGGAAAUGUUACAAACGCGAUAAAAGAUGGCGGAUAUCUAAUUGAGGAAACAGUUACAUAUACGUGUGGCGAAGGUUAUUCGUUAAUUGGAAUGGCGUCGCUUUACUGCGAAAAAACUACUGCUUGGAGAGGUAAAAAGCCAUUUUGCGAAAGAGUUAACUGCUCUGUUCCGGCCAGUAUUAACAAUGCUGAUUUAUUUUUCAAUUCGACAAAAUUUAUGGACAAAAUUAAAUACGUUUGCCACGAAGGUUAUACAUCAAUAGAUGGGAAAGUUGUUUAUUUAAUCUGUCAGGCAAAUCAGAAAUGGACUAGACCACCUCCUGUGUGCGAAAAGGUCAAAUGCGGAGAACCGAGUAGUUCUAAGAAUGCCAAAAAGUACGGUUCGCAGUACGAUUACGGUUCAAAGAUUCAAUACGAAUGUUUGGAAGGUUACAAUCAAACAGAUGGUGAAAAGGAAAUAACUUGCAAAGCUGAUACGUCCUGGAGUGGCUUACCAUUAUAUUGUGAAAAAAUGAAAUGUCCCGAUCCGGAGGAUGGGGAAAAUGCCCAAAAAUUCGGUGAAUAUUAUUAUGAAGAUGUAGUAACCUAUAUUUGUGAUUAUGGCUAUAUUCUAUCGGAUGGAAGUGCAACUAGACAGUGUUUGUCAAGCCUUCGCUGGUCUGGAUCGCCUGCAAAAUGUUCACCCAUUCCGAAAAAACCAUCCGGAGGUACAGAUGAUAAAGCCACUGAAGAACUUAGUCAACGAGAUCUCGAGAACAACAUAUGUACACCACUUGGAGAUAUACAGGGAGGGAUAAGAUACGGUCUAGACGGUUAUGCUGAAGUGGGAAUAAGCAUAAUAUUUAGAUGUUUAGAAAAUUACCACUUUGAACACGAUGAAAAAGCGAUUACGUUAAAAAUAACUUGCAAAUCUGGAGGAAUUUGGGACGCUAAACUUCCUAAUUGCAUACCGGCAGUUUGUCCUAAACCACCGCACGUUCCAAACGCUAUAACUAAUGGACCCAAAGUACAUCUAAUAGGAACUGUUUGGGAAUAUCGAUGUCCAACUGGAAUGAUAUUUAAAGAAGGCGAUUUCAGUCGUAUAAUAGCCUGUAUGGAUAACAAGAAAUGGUCGGUUGACGCUUCUGAAUGGGGGUGUAAAUUGAUAACAUGCAUAGCAGAUUUAAAGGGUAAGAAAAAAAUUAUAAAGUAUAUGGAAACAGUUUGGCUACCGUGCCCUCAAAAUCAACUUCAUACGGAUGGUAGAAAUGGAGUUACUAGCUAUUGCAGACUCUCCGGUUGGAUGCAUCCUCGAGCGCCAUCUUGCGCCUCAGGAAGGUGCGGACCCGUUCCUAUGUCGAAAAAUAGUAGUAUGUUAGAUAUAGAACCAGCGAAAUAUGCUAUCUUCGUUUGUUUUGACGGAAUGAGAUUCCCCGAUGGACAUCGGACAAAGACCGUAAAUUGUACGGAAAACGGCUUUUGGGAACCGCUGUCAGUUGAUCCCUGCUCUCCUUGGAAUUGUCCACCUCCUCCGAAAGUGGCCAACUCAACAGACAACAAACCCAACCGUUAUCCUAUGGGUACGAAAAUUAACUACGAAUGUAUUCGUCACCACUCUUUCCCCAAUAAAAAAUUAUCACUUGAAAUACUAUGUACAAAGGAUUCGAAGUGGUCCACGCCGAAUCCGGACGACUGCGAAGAGACUUUCUGCUCGACAUCCGAUUUUAGCGAAACGCUUAAGAUGAAUUCAACUAAACAAUUACAUUCCGUGGAUACUGUACUUAUGUUGUGGUGUUUGAACGCUUAUUUACCAGAUGGCACCACCGAGAAAACAAUUCAAUGUUUACCUUCGAGCGACUGGUCUUCCUCCAGUGGCGACUGUUCGAACGCAAGGUGUGAAAGACCUCCCGAUGUGCCAAGAAGUAUUAUUUCAACGGGUAACGUGACGGAUAUCGGUAGCGUUUGGAUUUAUGAAUGUAUAAAGGGGCAUAAAUUUAAAAAUUCCGACGCAAUAUCAAUUUCAAUUGAAUGCCAAUUAAAUAAAUCUUGGAAUGAUACUGUUCCCGAAUGUAUCGAAGUGUUUUGCCCCAAUCCCGUAACGAUAGCGAAUUCCAAUACUAUCUACACAAAAAAAAUUAUGGGAUCUGUAGCAACCCAUCGUUGUAAUAGGGGAUUUCACUUGAAGGGGAAGAUCGUAAAGGAAGGGGUACCCCUCCAAAAGGAAAUAAACUCGACUUGUUUACGAAAUGAAGUAUGGAGUUUAGACGAUUAUUGGAUAAAAAAAGGCUGUGAAGAAAUUCAAUGUCCUCAUGUGCCAAUUGUUGAGUUUGGAAUUCCAUCCAAUCUCAGCGUCAAAUACGACAAUACGGUUGUCUACGUUUGUCGAACUGGUUAUAGAAUCUCCCUUCCAGGGGCCGAUGAUGAAAAGUCGCUGGUUGGAUCAUUCGUCAAUGGGACAAAUAACGCAACGGAAAAGAUUAUCACUGAAGCGUCUAUUCGAUGCGAUGAGAACGGAAUUUGGUCGGGAGCAGUUCCGCAAUGCGUAAUUGUUCACUGUAAAGAUAUUUUAUCGGAAAGUGAUCUUAUGGGUAAUACUACGAAUACAACUGCUUGGACGUUUGUCAAUUUUACUUGUCCGUUGGAAAGUCACUUUAAAGUGAAUACAAGCUUGGGAUACGUAUCGCAAACUUGGUUCGUUUCCCAAUGUUUUCCAACAGGUCCAACUGCAGAAUGGAAACCUACGGCAAAAGAUUGUACGGAUACCAAUAACAAUUCCGAACCAAAAGAGGCCCCCAACGCAAACGCCUACGGAAAUAUUGCAAUAGCUAUGCUAACGGUUACCUUUGGCGGUUUGGUAGUUGUUGAUAUUUUAACUAUAAAGAAAGAUAUUCUUACCUUGGCGCAUAAUCUACAUAAAGCUUUUGGUCAAGGACCGUGGAGUAAAUUUCUAGCGAAGAACGCAAAUACGGUCAACGGCCCUAGAAUAUCGACGGCUAAAUUAAGAAGUAUCCUUUUUCCUGGACAAGCAGGACAGGGUCCACAAUUAGGAGCUACCCAGAACUAUUCCAAUCUUUCGAAUCAAUUUCUCGAUUUACGAGCGCAAUAAUUCAUUAUAAUAAGAGGGAGAAAACAUUUUUUCAUUAAAUAUUAAAUAUCGAUAUUUAUCGGAAGGUAAUAAAUGAAAAAAAGAGAAAGAGGGAGGAAGAGAAAGAAAAAGAGAGUCAAUAUGUGAAUGGGGAGAAAAUUACCUUUAACUGUUGCUCUCUUUUAGAAUUUCUAUAUGUACUUGUAGUUAAUUAUAAAUAAACAAUGGUUUUCUAAUAAUAACGAAUAUUAUUAACAAACAACAUGAGACGAAAUUCAGUAGUGAAAAUGGUAAUAUCCGGUUCCUGAUAUCCAAUAUUUAGCUUAAGACAAGUAAUUUAUUUACAGUACAUACUGUACGUAUUAAUAUAUAAAUAUAUAAAAAAAUAAUAUUUAAAUACACAAAACUGAC
Dimorphilus gyrociliatus is the source of this 7996-nucleotide messenger RNA. The record is from the annotation of a GenBank genome assembly. Lineage: Eukaryota; Metazoa; Annelida; Polychaeta; Dinophilidae.